AGCGCCGAGCUCCGCCCCCGCCCCGCGGGCCUGACGUGAGGGGCGGGCCCGGGUGGCCCCGCCGCGCUGUGCCCGGUCCGGGCGGCUCUGCCGGCGGUCCGGGGUGCUCCCCUCCGCCGUCCGAGCGGGGCGGCUCUCGCGGGAGGCGGCGCCAUGGGGCUGCACGGCGUCAAGGCGGUGUUCUUCGACCUGGACAACACGCUGAUCGACACGGCGGCGGCGGGGCGGCGCGCCAUCGAGGAGGUGAUCGGCGCCCUGCAGUCCAAGCACCACUACGGGGAGGGAGAGGCCCGCGCCGUCUGCGAUAAAGUCCAGGCCAAGCUCCUCAAGGAGUGCCACGAUCCCGCCAAGAUGUGCAUCACAGACCUGCGGAUUUCGCACUGGGAGGAGGCGAUCCAGGAGACCAUCGGGGGGGAGGCGAACCGCGACCUGGCGGCCGAGUGCUAUUACCUGUGGAAGACGACGCGGCUGCAGCACCUGACGCUGGCCGAGGACACGCGGGCCAUGCUCACCGAGCUGCGGAAAGGCCUCCGCCUGCUGCUCCUCACCAACGGCGACCGGCAGACGCAGAGGGAGAAGAUCGAGGCGUGCGCCUGCCAGCCCUACUUCGAUGCCAUCGUUGUGGGGGGAGAGCAGAAAGAGGAGAAACCGGCGCCAUCCAUAUUUCAUUACUGUUGCGAUCUCCUGGGGGUGCAGCCUGCAGAGUGCGUGAUGGUCGGUGACUCUCUAGACACAGAUAUUCAAGGAGGCCUGAAUGCUGGCUUGAAAGCAACGGUCUGGUUAAACAAAGCAAUGACUGCCCCAGUAGAUACCUCCCCUGUACCUCAUUAUGUUAUUGCUUCUGUACUGGAUCUUCCAGCAGUGUUACAGAAGAUGGAGCACAACGCUAAUGCUAAGUUAGAAACUGACCGUAUGGCUAGUAGAAAUGAAGCACAUUGAUGAUGGUUCCAGCAUACAGAGACCUGCUGAGCUGUUAGGUGACAGAUGCUCUUUUUAAAAGUCUGACCCUAGGAGUUUGAACUCAUCUGUGGUCUCUUUUAAACAGCAGAGGGACGAAUAAGAGCACAGUUGUCAGUGAAAACCAGACAGAAGCACAGAAUUAUAUUAAUUUAAAUGAUGCAAGUUAAUUUAAAGGCACUGCCUCUGUCUGGAAAUUAUUUUGACAGACCGUGACAGAAGUCUGUCUGUCUCUGACCGAAGUUGCCAGUCUCUUGUAUAUAUAGUGGAAAAGAAAAUUUGGAUGUUCUGAGCUUUCACAUGCUUUGCUGACAUGUAAGCUUGGCAGAAGCUUCAGUUCUGACCUUGUGUGCGGUGUGUAAGAGAAGGUGACAAAGAGAGUGUGGUACAAUCUGGUAAAUCCUCACAACUGAUCUACAGUUUAUCUCAGGAACUGGAGUGAAUGUUAUUAUUUCUCAGACUAUUAGAAAUGCUCUACCUUUAAACUUUUUUAAAAGUUUUAGAUUUUUUUUCAGACUUUGCAGUGGUUUUUCUUUUAUGGAACUUGUAUCUCUUGCCAAAACUACUUAAACAUACAUAAAAAAUUUGCUUUUUUAUCGGGGACCAUUUAUCAGAGGAACUUGAUUAAUAAGCUUCUACUUUAUAAUAUCUUGGUGCUUAUGCAGAUAUGCAGUAUACUUGUAAUUCAGAUUAUGAUUUUUGUUGAAAUGGAUAAAAUAGGGAUAUUUUCAGUAGUGCUACUGUACUGUCAGAUUCUUCAGAAGCUAAUAUCGUUGUUCUGUCUGAUGUUAUCAGUGAAUUUUGAUCAGACUUCUUGGAGAAACUGUUCUUGGUCUUGUUCAGGUGUAUGACUAUUCAGAUUCAACUGUAGGAUCAGUGGCUUUUCUGACUGUUUUAAUGGCACUGCUGUAUAAUCCCUCCUUACUCCAGUUUGCAUGUGUAAUUCAUGUGAUUUAUUCUGGAGAAAAUACAAGCUAGUUGUCUGUAAAUGGCUCUCAUUACUCUCUUCCAGGAAACUGGAAAAUUAUGUCCUAUGUAUUACAGUACUGUAUACAACUUCAUAAGGUAUAUGUGAUAUUUCCACUACAUGUAGGAGAUGACUGUCUGAAACAGUAAGGUUUCUCUUUCCCAGAUCAUUACAUUAAUUUUUUUCUGUGCCUCAUAUUCUUACUACAUAAUGGGGAAGUAUUCUCAUAUUAAAUGGAAAUGUAAACACCUGUUGGCAAGUCUGUGGUUUUCAGCCCUAUUUGCUCUAUAUUCACCAGGAUGAGUAUCAGACCAUAUAUGAGAAAUCAAAUUUUAUAUUUUAGAAAAAUUCCAUGACAGAUCUUUUGAGAAAAGGGGUAUUAGGCUACUGGCAGAAGAGUGUCUGGCAUGUGGGCAGCAAUUAGAAGUACAGAAAUCUACUAUGAAAUGGGUGUGUAGAAGAAAUUCUAUAUACAAAAAACAUUCAUGUCAAAUUAAACAAAGGAACCUAAAUUAAUGCAGUUGAGUCUUGCAUAGGAUGACAGUCAGUUUAGAGAAGGCUGUUACUGGUUUGGGUUAAAUUAUUUGACAAGGAGUUUAGGUUGGAUCAAAAUAUGUUGUUCCUACAUUGAGGAGGAGGGAAAAAAGAAAAUAAAUAUUCAAUAAAUUUGGAACCCCUUUCCCAACUGUCCAUUAGAAAAGGUAAAGCAGUCCACAUUCAUUGUCUUACCUGGCCAAGACUGUUGAGACAUCAGGUCAAGGAAGAGUACAGAGACAGACCCCACCUAUUCCUUUGAGGAAAUGGGCAUAUACUGAAAACAAUCCAAUUACAGCAGUACAGUAACGUGAACCAGUGGCACUGACUUGUCACACCUUCUGAAGGAAGAGGCCUAAGUUAAGACUUUGGUUUGCAUUUGAAGAGCAUGGAAGCAGUCACUGGUUUAGCUGAUGAGCAAAGCAUUUCUAGUAACAUUUCUUAGAACCGGUGAUUGAGACAAGAAUAAUAAAGAUCAUUGAUCCUGUCAGCGAUACUGUGUAAAAAUGGAAAAGUAUCCAAAAUAUUAGAGGGAUCCCUGAAGUAAUCUGACUAUACCAUCUAAUACAAAAGCAACAACUUUGCUUACAACAGCAUCCCAAAGGAGCUACAGGGUGACUGACUCUGCCUUGUUUGCACAGCAGCAGGGUAGUAGAACUUAGGUCAGAAUGAGGUUUCUGAUACAGCUGAUAUUUAAAGUAACAAAUAGUAAUAAUUCACAAGUCUGUCUGUGGAGACAGAAGGAGAUACAGAUACAUAAAUAUAUAGGUAUAUAUUGCACCAGGUUACCAUUUUUAAAUCUAGGUUGAGGCUCAUAUUCUCUUGCCACUGCAUCAUUCUGAAGUGGCAUGCCGAGCCUGCUUAUUGUAUAAAGGGUCUCUUGUUUUAGAAGAGACUGAUCUUUGUUUUGCACAUGGCCAGCCAUUUCUUUUCAUCUCUGACUCUGAAAAACCACAGUAACUGCAUACUCAGAUGACAGUGGGGUCUCUAGAGGCCACACCCGAGUAUAUUUUUCAUUUUUGAGUUCUGUACCAGGCUGAGUGUGGCUACUGGUGUCCAGAGAGGGAAACACUGUUAUGAUGCUUCUAUAAAACAAGGAGAAACAAUACAAGACUUUUCUCUAUCUAGGGCCAUUCUUAAAAGCAGUUACCCAAUAAACUGGAUUAGGUGUCUGGAGUAUCCCUAAAUACUCAAGAUGUUUCUCUUAGAUAGAGCUGUUGCAGAAAGGAUAAUGAAAAAUAAUUAUAUCUAGUAAAUUGGAAACAUAAAUGUAAUGAUGGGAUAAUUUUCACAUCAGAAGCAGGAGCAAAACAAUUAAACAGACUAGUAACAGUUCUCAUUAAGUUCUGGUUUUGCUUAGUGUUAUGCUCUCUUAGAUAAGUUUUCUAGCUUAAACUAUAUUGCCAAAACACAAAAAAUAAAAAGAGGAAAAGGAAAUUCCAUCUAUAUUUUUAAAACCUUUUUUUUCCAGAUAACUAUUACCUCCUGAGGUUAAUCUACAGUAACUUUGACUUCAUUGAAAUGAACUGAAACAAUAGUUUAAUACCAACUGUAUUCUAAUUCUUGAUUUAAAAUAACCCAUGUACUAGUCAAUAAAAGUAUUUUGUUUAUAAAA
Messenger RNA from Pyrgilauda ruficollis (rufous-necked snowfinch), 4073 nucleotides. RefSeq names its product N-acetylneuraminic acid phosphatase (gene NANP). The transcript has 2 exons. The record is from RefSeq and is a predicted model, not a curated record. Gene Ontology annotation, molecular function: hydrolase activity. The coding region runs from base 154 to 939 and encodes 261 amino acids. NCBI's taxonomy places the organism in Eukaryota, Metazoa, Chordata, Aves, Passeriformes, Passeridae.